Molecule: messenger RNA, 162 nt
Organism: Penicillium longicatenatum
Lineage: Eukaryota; Fungi; Ascomycota; Eurotiomycetes; Eurotiales; Aspergillaceae
Exons: 2
Coding region: 1-162 (53 amino acids)
Cellular component (GO): mitochondrial inner membrane
Source: RefSeq, a predicted model, not a curated record
AUGGCAGGCAACUCCCACCACCCGGUCCACGUUCACGCGGCCCGGCCGUUAUACCGCUUCACUGCCACUGCCUUAGGUGCCAGCAUGUGGUUCUUCCUUAUGUACCGUGCUAAGAAGGACGGUCCGGCGCUGCUGGGUUGGAAGCAUCCUUGGGAUCACUAG